Messenger RNA from Pipistrellus kuhlii (Kuhl's pipistrelle), 876 nucleotides. RefSeq names its product gastrokine-3-like. Gene Ontology annotation, biological process: regulation of cell population proliferation. The transcript has 6 exons. Bases 94 to 639 code for a protein of 181 amino acids. The record is from RefSeq and is a predicted model, not a curated record. NCBI's taxonomy places the organism in Eukaryota, Metazoa, Chordata, Mammalia, Chiroptera, Vespertilionidae.
GUCCAGAACUAUAUAAACCAGACUUAGAAAAUAAACGGGACAUAGAAAAUUCUAUUAUGCAUACAGUUAUAUGGGGUCUGCAAGAGAGGCAAUAUGAAAUACUUUAUUGUAUCUUCCAUCCUAGUGAUUUUCCUCCUAACUUCAUCUUUGGCCCAGACGACCAUCAGUGACAGCCAUCCUCUGGAUGGGUCUGUGGGGACCCAGAGCAUCCAUAUUAAUGCCGUCCGAGGUAUGGUCAGCAUCCGAGACGACAAUGUGUUGAGUGAAUGGGAUGGACUCGUGGACUUCAAGAAUGAUCUCUUGGUGGCUAAGAUAUAUAGCAAGAUGGCUUGUGUCUUGGCCAAGAUGGACAAAGCUGUCUUCCCAACUUUGGAUGACAUUAGCAAGGCCCUGGACUCCCGGGGUUCAAAGCAUUAUCCAUCCACUCGUGGCCUGACCUACACUGUUUUACCCAACCGGGUCAAGAACUUAGCACAGUACGGAAUGCCCAUCAAGGACAUGUGCCGAGAUGUUCCUACCUACUUUGCCCAGCAGCGGAAAGAAGGUACCGCGCUGUCAGUAGACCCUGAUUCAUGUUUUGAAGUCCAACUUCUGAACUUUAUGGGGAUCUCCAUCUGCGGGGAGAUCGCUGGACUCUGACCCUCCAGGUCUGCCAUGUGGAGAAUGGACCCGCCUAGACGGGACUACUGACCUGAAACCAGCACUUAGGGCUCAGCACUCCCAUCUGCUAAUAAAAAGCUCCUUGUUUCUACCUUCUACCUUUUGACCCAAGAUCCAGCUUUGUAACCUGCAAAAGUGGGUCCCGUUUCUCCUUCUGGGUUAGAACAAUAAAGUUGCUUGCUGCACUGGUCUAGCAGAUGAUGUUCUAGCUCUCUC